Messenger RNA from Tachyglossus aculeatus (Australian echidna), 3855 nucleotides. It is a transcript of the gene WDR26, whose product is annotated as WD repeat domain 26. Gene Ontology annotation, biological process: proteasome-mediated ubiquitin-dependent protein catabolic process. The transcript is spliced from 15 exons. The record is from RefSeq and is a predicted model, not a curated record. Gene Ontology annotation, molecular function: protein binding. Bases 469 to 2517 code for a protein of 682 amino acids. Gene Ontology annotation, cellular component: GID complex. NCBI's taxonomy places the organism in Eukaryota, Metazoa, Chordata, Mammalia, Monotremata, Tachyglossidae.
CCCCCUCCCCGGGACCGACCAGCCCGAACUGCCUCCGGGAGGGGGAGGGGGACCAGGGCCCGGAUCCUCCUCCUUUCCACCACCACCACCACCACCUCCUCCUCUGUCCAUCCUUCUUCCCCCUGUCCAUCCAUCCGUGCCCCCUCCUCGGCCCACCGGCUUCCCACCACGGCCUCUCUCGGCGAGGAAACUCUGGCCUCCGCCUCCUCCUCCUCCGACUCGGACGCCGGCGGAGCCUCCCCGCCCCCGCGGAAGAAAGCCCGAGCCUCGGCGGCGGAGGGAGCAGGAGAGCCCGGGGCUUCGACGGGCAGAGCAGGCCUCUCCCCCCCGUCCUCCUCCUCCUCCACCUCCUCCUCCUCCUCCUCCUCCGUGGUGGUAGUGGUGGGACUCCCCGCGGCUGCUGCUGCCGCCUCCCCUGCCGCCGCCGCCCUCCACCGAAGCGGCGGCCCCAGCCUGGUCGGCGGCACCAUGCAGGCCAACGGGGCAGGAGGAGGAGGAGGAGGAGGAGGAGGCCCAGGCCCAGGCCCGGCCCAGCCCCAAGAGCUGGCCUGCCUCUCGGCCCACAACGGGGAAUCCUCCUCGUCCCCCACCGGGGGGGACCUGGCCCACGCCAACGGGCUGCCCCCCGCCCCCAACAACAGCAACAAUCUCACUGUCAAUAACGGGGUGGCCAACAACGCCGCCCCCUCCUCCUCCUCCUCCUCCUCCUCCUCUUCCUCCGUCUCCCCCAACAACAACAACAACGCCGCCGCCCCCUCCUCCUCCCCCUCCUCGGCCGCAGCCGCCGCCGCCGCCGCCUCGGACCUGGGCAGCAGCCUGAAGAAGAAGAAGCGGCUCUCCCAGUCGGAUGAGGAUGUCAUUAGGCUGAUAGGACAGCACUUGCAUGGCCUGGGCCUCAACCAGACUGUUGAUCUCCUCAUGCAAGAGUCAGGAUGUCGUUUAGAACAUCCUUCUGCUACCAAAUUCCGCAAUCAUGUCAUGGAAGGAGACUGGGAUAAGGCUGAAAACGACCUGAAUGAGCUUAAGUCUUUAGUGCAUUCUCCUCACGCUAUUGUGGUAAGAGGCGCACUUGAAAUCUCUCAAACCUUGUUGGGAAUAAUUGUGGACUGUAGUAGUAGCUGCCCGAUUUUGUACACUGCCCUGCAAGGACUAUUCAAAAGGAUGAAGUUUUUGCUGCUGCAGCAGAAGUACCUAGAAUACCUGGAGGACGGCAAAGUCCUAGAGGCCCUUCAAGUUCUCCGCUGCGAAUUGACACCCUUGAAAUACAAUACAGAACGCAUUCACGUCCUCAGUGGUUAUUUGAUGUGUAGCCAUGCAGAAGAUCUACGUGCAAAAGCAGAAUGGGAAGGGAAAGGGACAGCUUCCCGAUCCAAACUUCUGGACAAACUCCAGACCUAUUUACCACCAUCAGUGAUGCUUCCCCCAAGGCGUUUACAGACUCUGCUACGUCAGGCUGUGGAGCUUCAGAGGGAUCGGUGCCUAUACCACAAUACCAAACUUGAUAAUAACCUCGAUUCCGUGUCGCUGCUUAUAGAUCACGUUUGUAGUAGGAAACAAUUUCCAUGUUAUACACAGCAAAUACUUACAGAGCACUGUAAUGAAGUGUGGUUCUGUAAAUUCUCAAAUGAUGGCACUAAACUAGCAACAGGAUCAAAGGAUACAACUGUUAUUAUAUGGCAGGUUGAUCCGGAUACACACCAGCUAAAACUGCUCAAGACAUUAGAAGGACAUGCGUAUGGUGUUUCUUACAUUGCUUGGAGUCCGGAUGACAACUAUCUGGUUGCCUGCGGCCCCGAUGACUGCUCUGAGCUCUGGCUCUGGAAUGUACAAACAGGAGAGCUAAGGACAAAGAUGAGCCAGUCUCACGAAGACAGUUUAACCAGUGUGGCUUGGAAUCCAGAUGGGAAACGUUUUGUAACUGGAGGGCAGCGUGGGCAGUUCUAUCAGUGUGAUUUAGAUGGUAAUCUCCUUGACUCCUGGGAAGGGGUGAGAGUGCAAUGCCUUUGGUGUUUGAGUGAUGGGAAGACAGUUCUGGCAUCAGAUACACACCAGCGCAUUCGGGGUUAUAACUUCGAGGACCUUACAGAUAGGAACAUAGUACAAGAAGAUCACCCUAUUAUGUCAUUUACUAUUUCAAAAAAUGGCCGAUUAGCUUUGUUAAAUGUAGCAACUCAGGGAGUUCAUUUAUGGGACUUGCAAGACAGAGUUUUAGUGAGAAAGUAUCAAGGUGUUACACAAGGGUUUUACACAAUUCACUCGUGUUUUGGAGGCCAUAAUGAAGACUUCAUCGCUAGUGGCAGUGAAGAUCAUAAAGUGUACAUCUGGCACAAACGUAGUGAGCUGCCAAUUGCAGAGCUGACUGGGCACACACGUACAGUUAACUGUGUGAGCUGGAACCCACAGAUCCCAUCCAUGAUGGCCAGCGCCUCCGACGACGGCACUGUUAGAAUAUGGGGACCAGCACCUUUUGUAGACAACCAGGAUAUUGAAGAGGAAUGCAGUAGCAUGGAUAGUUGAUGGCGAAUUCGGAACAGACGACUUCUGUUUAACUUAAAAUUAGUCGUAUUUUAAAUGGCUUGGGAUUUGGUGCAAACAAACAUGAUUGAUAGCUGGACAGACAUGCUCAUCAUGAAAAAAAAAAAAGAACCAUUUCUGAAGCCCGAUUGGGGCCAAACAUUUACCACCUUGCUUCAUAGUAACCAGUUGAGAUGAAGCACGUCGUUAGAACGUUGUUGGACACCGUGUUGAAUUCCCCCCUCCCCCCCAUCGGUUGUGAAGAACUGUGCUACAUUCAGGCUACCCAUUGAACUCAGUAUAUAUAUUUUUUCCCUCCUGCCUUUUUGUCUGGCAGGCUACCAUUCUUGUUGCUCUUCUGUGUAAUGAAGUUUAAAUGCUUGUUUGGAAAACUUUAUUUAACAGUUUAGAAGGCUUGAUAGAAAGAGUGCUUUAGUCCGAAGAGUAUACAUUGGAUAGGAAAGUAUUUCCUUCUCUUGUUUCUCUGAAUCUCUCCGCCUUAUUUAGCUUGAGAUCUUUGCAGCUUGGUUCAUGGAUUCUAGCCUUGCCCGUUGCGCAGUAUCAACUGCUCCAGAUGAUAAACCAGUGAACUAUGUCAAAAGCACUCUCAAUAUCACAUUUGACAAAAAGUUUUGUACUUUUCACAAAGCUUGUUGCCCCUUAAAAGGGUUAACAGCACAAUUUUUUUUAAAUAAAUUAAGAAGUAUUUAUAGGAUUAAAGUGACUUCAUUUGUAUACAUUUGGAACUUAAACCAGCUUAAAAAGUGUCAUCUACAAUUUAGAUAUGCAGUAUAACUAAUGCUCUUCUGGAGUACCAUACAAGACCCAGUCAGAAGCAGUGCUUGGAAAGACUUUCACACAGGCAAUUCAGAGUAGUUUGGUUUUUGUGGGUUUUUCUUUUUAAUUUUAUUUUGGUGUGUUUUGUUUAACAAACCUCAUCCCUCAUCAAUGAAAUUGGAGAGUCAAAAGUACCCAAAAAUGUACCACUAUGAGGAAAUUAAGGGGGCAGUCAGUUUGGAGUUACAGAAACAUAUGUUUUGAUUAGUCCUCACUCAAGUCAUUCUUUCAAACACUAGAACAGAUUUGAACCAGGGACUAUUACAAGUAAUUACAAUUACACCUACACAGUUUAUAGCCUCACCUGGUUCCUCUUUGCCUUCAUACGUGUAGCUGUAUUUUCCUUAACACUUUGCCCAACAGGAACACACAGCUUUUGAGACUAUUCCCUUUGAAGUUGACAUUUUAAAUAUAUACUGGGCUUCUUGCUGAACUGGUGCUCUGGAUAGUCUUAACUACCCUCUCCCCCAGUACCCCCACUCCCAACCUCCCAACCACCACCAC